Messenger RNA from Manihot esculenta (cassava), 2189 nucleotides. Its product is annotated as flocculation protein FLO11. The record is from RefSeq and is a predicted model, not a curated record. Lineage: Eukaryota; Viridiplantae; Streptophyta; Magnoliopsida; Malpighiales; Euphorbiaceae. Gene Ontology annotation, biological process: cortical microtubule organization. Gene Ontology annotation, cellular component: cortical microtubule. The coding region runs from base 284 to 2002 and encodes 572 amino acids. The transcript has 5 exons.
CUAGGCCUCCAUUGACAAAUCUACACAUAAGCACGGGUCUUAAGGCUGACACUUAACUACAUUUCAGAUCUAACGACACUCUCUCUUUCUCUCUCUCUGCGUGUGUGUCUGUGUUUGAGAACGUAAAUAAAACAUAAAAUAAGCGCAGAGUAACUUACUGUGCUCCCUGGGUUUGCACUUACUGCAUUCCCUUCUCUGCACUACCAGAUCUUAUUAUUCGCCCUCCAUGCUUAGAAAUGCGUUUGGCGGCUACUCAACCCUACGCCUGCUGAACUGACCAAUCAUGAGUAGGAAUAGUUUGAGAGAAUCUCUAGUCGGUGGCAGGAAUGUUCCGCCUGGAUCGCAUUCUCAGCACCACCGCCGAGGUCAUAGUUUGACCGCUUUUGCCAGAGAUACCGACGAGAACUUAGAUCUCUUCUCCAAAAGCCGACGCAGCCUCUCUGUCGCCUCUUCCGACGAAGCUUCCGAUGUCUCAGUGAAACUAGGAAGACUUUCUGUUGGAUCAGCCAAACUAGCAAAGAGCGGGAUCGAUGAUCUAUUGUCAUCUACAGAUGGAGGGAAGCAUGAUUAUGACUGGCUUCUCACUCCUCCUGGAACUCCUCUCUUUCCAUCAUCUGAGGGCAGCGAGUCACAACCAACUUCAGUGGUUCCAAGAAGCAGUUCCUUGGCUAGAUCAGUUUCUACUACAAAAGCUUCAAGGCUUUCUGUCACGCAGUCAGAGAGCCACCAUUCCACCAGACCUACUAGAAGCAGUUCAGUGACUCGCUCCUCUAUCUCAUCUUCUCAAUUUAGUACUCAUUUGUCAAAUAGAUCGUCUUCAAUCCUAAAUACAAGCUCAGCUUCAGUCUCAUCUUACACAAGACCAUCCUCCCCAAUUACCCGCUCUCCAUCUACAGCAAGACCUUCCACGCCGUCUUCUCGCCCACUAACAUCACGUUCUUCAACUCCAUCAAGAGUUCGUCCAGCCCCCACUAGCUCUUUAGUUGACAAAACGCGGCAAUCCCAAAGCUCAAGGCCCUCUACUCCAAGUUCAAGGGCACAAAUUCCUGCAAACUUGAGUUCAACUGCUUCACGUUCAAAUUCUCGUCCAUCUACACCCACACGUCGGAAUCCAGUACCUUCAGUGUCAUCUGCCUCAGGUCCUUCAAUUUCAACUUCAGCUGGGCGUGUUCUUUCAAAUGGGCGGACAUCUGCACCAUCAUCACGACCAAGUUCCCCAGGCCCUCGAGUCCGGCCUCCACAACAGCCAGUUGUUCCCCCAGAUUUUCCUCUUGACACCCCUCCAAACCUCAGAACGACUUUGCCAGACAGACCACUCUCUGCUGGUAGGUCCCGGCCAGGUGCGGCAGUCACUAUGAAGGGGAACCCUGAAACUACUGGCUCAACAAAUGCGCCAAGGAGACAUUCAUCUCCAAUUGUCUCAAGGGGAAGACUAGUGGAGGCCCCUGGAAAGUGUCGUGUGCAUUCAAAUGGGCAUGUUACUGAUAUGUCUGAACCUCGAAAAUUGUCGCAUGUCUCAGAUUUAGCAAUGCGGAAAUCUGUUAAGUCAUCAUCAACUACCACAGAGAGUACUGGCUUUGGGAGGACAAUAUCUAAGAAGUCUUUGGAUAUGGCUAUCAGGCAUAUGGACAUAAGAAAUGGCACAGGAAGCACUCGUGCGCUUUCAGGCACAACUCUUUUUCCCCAAAGCAUUCGAUCUGCUUCGAAAACCCAAUCUGUACGUUCUAUGAGUGCUCCAGAAUCCAUUAACAAUAGAGAUAUUAUAGAGAAUGGAAAUCAUAUGAGCAGUCCAGCAGAAAUUGGAAGUGAGGCCAUUGAUGGAAGAUACUAUGCAAAAUUGAGCGAAGCCGACAACUAUGAGAGCUCCCGGUAUGAUGCGAUAUUACUUAAAGAGGAUUUGAAGAACACAAACUGGCUGCACAGUAUUGAUGACAAAUCUGAUCAAGGAUCAAUCUUUGAUAAUGGAUUUGAGUCUCUCCCUGAACCGUUUGGUCCAUUGUAACAAAUGAGGAUUUUUUUUUCCUUUUUAAAGAUAUUUAUUUUUUUUAUAAAAUUAUUUUUUAUUCUCUUGAAUUAUUUGCUUACAUGGAAAAAAAAUUGUCAACUUUUAUCACUAGAGACUGAUAAAAUGAAGAGGCGGUCAUUGUGUACUUGAAUGAGAUGAAUGGUUUCACUGUUGGCUUUCUCUG